Molecule: messenger RNA, 867 nt
Organism: Nicotiana tabacum (common tobacco)
Lineage: Eukaryota; Viridiplantae; Streptophyta; Magnoliopsida; Solanales; Solanaceae
Source: RefSeq, a predicted model, not a curated record
AUGAUCCUUGUCAGUGAGAUUGGUGAUGAGACAUUUAUAAUAGCAGCUCUGAUGGCAAUGCGUCACCCCAAAUCAAUCGUUUUAUCUGGUGCACUCAGCGCCUUGUUUGUUAUGACUAUACUCUCUACUGGGCUUGGUAGGAUAGUGCCAAAUUUGAUAUCAAGGAAGCAUACAAAUAGUGCAGCUACAGUUCUUUAUCUCUUUUUCGGGCUUCGGCUUCUCUAUAUUGCAUGGAGAUCAUCAGAUUCAAAGGCUUCCCAGAAAAAGGAAAUAGAGGAAGUGGAAGAAAAACUUGAAGCUGGACAGAGCAAAGCAGCAGUCAGGCGAUUCUUUUCUAGAUUGUUCACACCCAUAUUUUUGGAGUCCUUUAUCUUGACCUUUCUCGCAGAGUGGGGAGACCGCAGCCAGAUAGCAACAAUUGCUUUAGCUACACAUAAAAACGCAAUUGGAGUUGCUGUUGGGGCAACAAUAGGACACACUAUAUGUACUUCAGUGGCAGUGGUAGGUGGAAGCAUGCUUGCAUCGAAGAUCUCACAACGAACAGUAGCUACAGUCGGAGGGCUUCUUUUCCUCGGGUUUUCCUUGUCAUCGUAUUUCUAUCCACCUCUAUGAUUUUGACUUCAUAAAUCGACCUUAAUUCUUCUGGAAUGGCAUUGUUGAAUCCAAUUUUUCGGUUAUUUCAAUAGGCUUAAGAGGGAAAUGAAUUAUUUGUACUACAGCAAUUUUACCUUAUUUUUUUGUGUAAAUGCAAGAUUAUUUAGUAUGUUUUACAUGAAUCGGAAACAUUGCUGAAAAAGGGCAGUGGUCUAUGUUUACAUUGUUGUAGAAAGAAUUAUGAAAAAUUUGAGAUGACUUCCUGUCAAUUUA